Molecule: messenger RNA, 1591 nt
Organism: Mirounga angustirostris (Northern elephant seal)
Lineage: Eukaryota; Metazoa; Chordata; Mammalia; Carnivora; Phocidae
Gene: TMEM190
Product: transmembrane protein 190
Exons: 5
Coding region: 1008-1553 (181 amino acids)
Biological process (GO): hematopoietic progenitor cell differentiation
Cellular component (GO): inner acrosomal membrane
Source: RefSeq, a predicted model, not a curated record
CCCCUCCUCCCUCAGAUCCAGGAGUCCAGGCCCCAGCACCCUCCUCCCUCAGACCCAGGAGUCCAGACCCCCAAUCUCUCCUCCCUCAGACCCAGGAGUCCAGACAGACCCCAAAGCCACACUGCCCAGAAGGCCCCCUCCUCACUGUACUGCAAAGCUGAGUAGAGGUUCACCUGAGAGAACUAGGGAUCCUGGUCCCAACCCGGCCCCCAGCUGUCCUCCUCCACCACUCAGGGGAACCAAAUGGGAAGCUUGAGGACCUCCACGUGGCCCCCUUUCCCUGUUUGUGGGUGGAGAUACUGAGGCCUAGGGAGAAGGGUCUUCCUGCCCACGGCCACACUCACAGCCCUCACAUCUUCAUGACCCCUUACACAUUCCCUAUCCAUUCUCCACUGAGAGACCUAGAGAGCCUUUGGGACAAGAGGACUCCUGAGCAAGUGCUCUGGCCUCUGGCCCCACCCCCAUUUUUCCCUUGUCCUCCUAGCCACCCGGUUGUUAGGGAGGCCUCCCUAACAAUGGGGCUCAGUGAGGGGCCCCUGUCCCUUGCCGCUAGAGGGGAGACCCCUGGCAACGAUGUCUCAGGAGACUCUGGGCCACCUGGAGCUGCCCCGCAGGCUUCAGGUUACCAAGCAGAGGGAUUCCUUGGCAGGAAGGUCUCCCAGGCCCCACCUCUUGGGGUCCUCUGGUUGGCAAGGACAAGGUGCCUUAGACCACCACCCACUUUCUGCCCAAGUUGCUAAGGAGGCUCUUUUUAUGCCCAGGCCCCCACCCCCACCCCCAUGGAUCCUUCCACCUGGUUGCUAAGGAAGCAACUUCUUAACAACCAGGCAUGACCAGGCCAGUGUGACCCCCCCCUUCCUCCUUCCCCACUGCUAAGGGGGCUCCCUAGCAACAGAACUUAGAACCUUGAAAGCUGGGUGGGCAGGUGGGUGGGGCCCAGCUGGUUGCUGGGGUGAUGGCCUUCAAAGUCUGUCCCCACAGAGGCCUGAAGGGUCUGGGGAGGCAACAUGGUGGUCUCUGGGAUCCCAGCUUUGAGCUUCUUCCUGCUGAUGCAGGGCUCAGUAGAUGGGAAUGGAAUCCAGGGAUUCUUCUAUCCAUGGAGCUGUGAGGGAGAUGUAUGGGACCGGGAGAGCUGUGGGGGCCAGGCGGCAAUCGAGAACCCCAAUCUCUGUCUGCGUCUUCGAUGCUGCUACCGUGACGGGGUCUGCUACCACCAGCGGCCAGAUGAAACCAUGCGGAGAAAGCACAUGUGGGCGCUGGGCUGGACAUGUGGAGGCCUCCUCUUCCUGAUCUCCAGCAUCUGCUUGUUCUGGUGGGCCAAGCGCCGCGAUAUGCUGCACCUUCCAGUGUUCUUAAAGGGCAAAUGUGACCUGUCGAGGACCGUCUCUCUGUUAUCCAAGGACCGGGGGACUUCGAGCCAAAAAAAGGCAUCGGCUGGCAGCAUGCCAAACUCCCUUCCUCUGGAGGGGGCCACGGAUGUGUCAGGGGCCACCGAAGGGGAAGGGACGACAGAAGGGGGUGAUGAAACAGAAGGGGGGGAGGACGAAGAUUAGGGGCACCCCCGGGGGGACCCCUCAAUACAGACAUAGCA